AUGGUUUUCCUGUGUAGUGGGGUAUGUGUAUGGGGGGUGUGAACUUGUGUAUGACAGUGCGAGAGUACAUAAGAAAGGAACCCUUUAUUCUUGCAGCAAUUCUGUAGACGUGUUUCUCACUGGCAAACCUUAGCAGCUGCACUGAAAUGUCAGAUGGAUUUGCACAGCUGACUCAAGUUGCUGAAAAGAGAGCAGCAUAGCAGCUCCAUAAACUGACCAUCUCCAGCCAAGCCCUGCUUAAUAUAGACACGGAAUGAGCUCAGCCUCAGUCACUCCUUGCUGCUCAAGCAAGCACGACUGGGGUUCUUGGGAGGAAAAUCUCUCAAAGAGAUGUUGACCUGGGAUACUAGUUAACUGGGGAAACUUUUUGAGAGGUUUUUUUAAAAUCAUCUUUAAUUAUUUCUCUUUUUCUAGUAAAAUAGAAAAAAAUACAGAAAAAAAAUCAUGUCCAAGCACAGCAGGAAUUCAGAUCAAGAAGAACAAUUUGAUGAAGAGAUUGAUGAAGAUAAAAUUUUGGCCAACUUGUCCCCAGAAGAGCUGUUAGAACUGCAGUCAGAAAUGGAAGUCAUGGCUCCUGACCCCAGGCUUCCCGUGGGAAUGAUUCAGAAAGAUCAAACAGACAAGCCACCAACAGGAAGCUUCGACCAUAAGUCUCUUGUUGAUUAUAUGUAUUGGCAAAAGGCAUCCAGACGCAUGCUGGAAGAUGAGCGCAUUCCUGUCACCUUUGCACCAUCCCAGGAAAACACUGAAGAGCAGCAUAGAGAAGUGAACAGAGGUGACAUAAAGGUGUCCCAGUAUUUAAAAGAAAAGCUCAAUAAUGAAAUCAUUGCAAAUAAAAGAGAAUCAAAGGGCAGCAACAAUGUCCAAGAAACAGAUGAAAAUAAUAAUGAAGAUGAAGAUGAUGAGGAGGAUGAAGGUGAUGAGGAGGAUGAAGCAGAUGAGGAGGAUGAAGCAGAUGAGGAGGAGGAAGAAGAAAGUGAAGAAGAUGAAGAUGAAGAUGAUGAAGAAAAUGAGAGUGAAGGGAGCAGUGAAAAAGCAAAAAGAGAAGAGAUAGGUGAAGGAAAGGAGCCAAUUAGAAAUGGCGAGAGCCACCGGCAGGCAGUUCACCGAGCAUUUGAAGGACAAAAGGACAGACCAGAGGCCCAAGAGAAAAUUGAAAAGAUAUCAAAAUUAGAUCCUAAAAAGUUAGCUCUAGACACCAGUUUUCUAAAGGUAAGUGCAAGACCUUGGAACCAAACUGACCUAGAUGGAAGCUUGAGGAGAGUUAGACAAAAUGAUCCUGACAUGAAGGAACUCAACCUGAACAACAUUGAAAACAUCCCCAAAGAAAUGUUACUGGACUUUGUUGAUGCAAUGAAGAAAAACAAACACAUCAAAACCUUCAGUUUAGCAAAUGUGGGUGCUGAUGAGAAUGUGGCCUUCGCCUUGGCUAACAUGCUGCGUGAAAACAGGAGCAUUACCACACUCAACAUAGAGUCCAAUUUCAUCACAGGUAAAGGAAUUGUGGCCAUAAUUAGGUGUCUCCAGUUUAAUGAGACACUGACUGAAUUGAGGUUUCACAACCAAAGGCACAUGCUGGGCCACCAAGCUGAAAUGGAAAUAUCCAGGCUUUUGAAGGCAAACAACACUCUCCUGAAGAUGGGCUACCAUUUUGAGCUCCCAGGUCCCAGAAUGGUGGUGACUAAUUUGCUCACCAGGAAUCAGGAUAGACAAAGGCAGAAAAGACAAGAAGAACAAAAACAGCAACAACUCAAAGAGCAAAGAAGGUUAAUAGCCAUGUUGGAGAAUGGGCUGGGGCUGCCACCUGGGAUGUGGGAGAUGCUAGGAGGACCAAUGCCAGAUUCCAGGGUACAGGAGUUCCUUCAACCUCCUCCUCAUCCUCCCAACCUCCCAGCAGUCCCUUUCAGUCGACAAAAUGAAGUGAUAAAAAAGCCAUCACAGUCCCCUCCUUGCAGGACAGACCCUGACUCCUUCCGGGGAGUGAAGCUGAAGAGAACCCAGCGCAAAUCUCGGAUGCCAGAAGCCAGAGAAGCACCUGAAAAAACCAACCUCAAAGACGUGAUCAAAACACUGAAACCAGUGCCCAGAAAUAGGCCACCUCCAUUGGUGGAAAUCACCCCUAGAGAUCAGCUCUUGAACGACAUUCGUCACAGCAACGUUGCCUAUCUUAAACCUGUGCAACUGCCAAAAGGACUGGAAUAAGAAGAGGCAACAGAAUAAUCUAGAAGAACAGAAAUUGAAAUAAUGACUCUUGGAUUAGAGCUUGUGUAUCAGCAGCAUAGUUCUGGAUCCAGGUGGAACUGGGGACAAUGCUAAUAUCUGAUGCGGGAAUUUUAUAAAAGGCAGAAUGCUUAGCCCAUGAAAAAAUAGUGGCUGAAAAGGAAAGGGAAGGAGAUUAAAUAUUAACAUUCAGAGGCAAUGUUUUCUACUUCCAAUCAGUUUGAGUAACUUCAGUGAAAUUUAACCAUGUUUCCAGCACAGAAGUUAAAAAAACUUUUUUGUAAAUAUUUGCUUUACAAUUGCUUUCUUCUGCUAAAUAACAAUAAAUACAAUAGAAGUGUUAACUAUUAUAGUUCCAUUUUUUUAUCUUCCAUCUCUUCUGCUAUAAUUCACCACAUAGUAUCUUAAAGGAACAAACCAUAUUUCCCCUAUGGAAAUGUGAUAGGUGGAGGGUAACAACCUCCAGGCCCUUCUAAUGCUUUGAAAUGGAAAAAUUGUAAAUUAGCUUUUCUCUCAGACUCAGCUGAUGUUUCCAUUUUCCAACCCUGUGAUGCUUUCUCCCUUGGCCAUUCCCCUGGUGUUUUGGGACAUGCUUCUAAUAGAGGUAUCUGUGACAACCUAAAUGUUUAAGCCACAGGGUGUGAAGAAAACAAAGUGUUUCCUGAAAAACUAAUAGAGAAAACAAACCCUUCCCUGUUUCCAUACAUAUAGGAAACACUGGGAGACAGCAUGCUACCUCUGUAGAAAAAAAUUUUUAUAAAUAAUAUAGUAAUUGAGAGACUUUUGGUUUUAGCUAACUAUAUUUUGUUCGUUCUUUUUAAGUUUAGUCUGUGAAUCUAAUUUGAUCAUGUUUGAUCAUGUCUCUCCUGAAUCUUCUAAAUGAAACUUACUGUGUAUGGGAUUAAACUGAAGUUUCUUAUCCUGUCACAUAAGGCCCUCAGUGGCCUGGCCCUAAUGUACUAUCCAGUCUUAUUUGCCACAAGUCCUUCCUCAUGGAAUUCCUAUGCUUUUACUCUCAUCAGCCCCUCUACAGAGUAGCCCCCAGAGAUUUCCCUCUCACUUUCCACAUAUAAAGUCCUGCCCCAUCUUUAAAGCCAGGCCAGGUCCCAAUCCUCCACAAAAAUCUUCCAGACAACCCCAACCCAUGUGUUCUUUCUUCCUGCCAAGUUCCUAGGGCCCUACUUAGUUACCUGUUUUAGUCAUUAGGUGCAUAGAAUCUGAAAUUUUGUAUAGAAGCAGCAGGAACCCUAGAAACCAGAAAAUCACAAUUUGAUGCCUUUUCUCACUUCCUUACCCGAGUAAAUAACUGGCACCUGUCUUGUUUCUUUUAUACAAUCACAGGUGCUAGACAACAGUCAAACAAAUUAGAAAAAUGGAUCAAGUUUAAAACAAUACACUAUUUGGAAGGACAAGCCAUGGUAAAGAAAUAGGGUGUUUCUAUAUUUUAAAGCUAAUUUAGUGUGUACAAAGUAUCCAAAUUUAAACUGUUAUAGUUAUCAAUCAAUUAAUUUUAGAAUGGCCAAUAGCUGAUAGCUUUGUUUUAUCCUGCUUUAUUAUUUCUAUAAAACAUCCUUGCAUAUUAAGCAGGAUAAUUAAGAAAAGGCUAUAGUAAAUAAGAUCUUUAAGUGUCUAGCCCAUUCUACAACUAAACUCUGAUAAGACAAAGUGUUCACAUCAUAUUUAAAAACUUAAUGCAUAUUAGUGGUUGAAGUUCUGGAAAGCCUUUACACAUUUGCUUAUACAGCCACAAUGUUGAUAAAGUCAGCAGUUUCAAAAAGUGCUAAUAGUCCUGAAGGGACAUUUUAAUCUUAGAUGUGUAAAAAGUGAACAUGACCCAAAUUCAUAGAGUAUUGCCUCAACACACAGGUUUUGUCAAGAAGCAGGUUCACAUUAUGCUUUUUCUAUCUACUCAUUCCUAUGCUAAAAAUUUCUAAAUUGAAUAUUUUAAUGUUUUUAAAAUGUAAAAAUUUCCCCCCAAAUAUUUGCUUCUUGCCUGAUUGAGAGGAGGUCUCAAGACUUCAAAUGGCAGUCAUUGAGCUCUCACCCUGCCCGUUUAGAUAGAUGAUAUGAAGUGGGUAUGGGGGCUCAAGGGCUAUUACUGCCAUUUGAAAAUAAAAUACUCGCCAUACAUGGAUACGGCCUUAAUGUGUUUCUGACAUUUCAGUGAUAGCAAACCAUGCACAAAAUGGACAGCUGAGUUAACACUGUGAGGAGACAAAAUAAUGAGAACAGUUUUUCCAAACAUAAUGAAAUAUCAUAUAGUGUCUGUAUUUUUAUGAUUGAUCCGAGUGCAUUCUUAGAAAACUGAGACCCAGGGUAACAAAAACCCAGGGCAUUUUUGGAAAUUGUAUGCUCUCUAGCAAUUUUGUGUGAAUUUUUAUAUAAAUACUGUUUUACAGUUAUAGAAAAUGUUACAAAAAUAGAUAACCAUGUAAUAGUUUAUAGCAUUUACAUACUACUUUUCCAGAAUUGAUAUUAACUGUUACUAAUUAUAAUAAUUACAUUUUCAAAAUUCAAGUUGACAUUUUCCCCAAGUUUCUUGUGUUUAGUCAGAGAAAUCACUAUGCAGAAAAUGGAAGGAGCUAAAAUGUAUAUAAACC
Messenger RNA from Phyllostomus discolor (pale spear-nosed bat), 4820 nucleotides. It is a transcript of the gene LMOD3, whose product is annotated as leiomodin 3. Gene Ontology annotation, cellular component: myofibril; striated muscle thin filament. Gene Ontology annotation, molecular function: tropomyosin binding. Lineage: Eukaryota; Metazoa; Chordata; Mammalia; Chiroptera; Phyllostomidae. The record is from RefSeq and is a predicted model, not a curated record. Gene Ontology annotation, biological process: pointed-end actin filament capping; myofibril assembly; muscle contraction.